AUGCUUAUUCUCGUCGCUGGCGUGACCGGGUACUUGGGUAAGCACCUUGCCCAAGUCGGUCUCGAGAAGGGACAUCAGAUCCGGGGCUUCGGCCGCUCGCCAGGCAAGCUGCCCGCCGAGAUUCUUGGAAAGCUGGAAUCCUUUGUUGAAUGCCAGUCAUAUGACGAGAGAGAAGCCUUGGACAGAGCAGUAGCCGGGGCAGAUGCUGUCAUCUGUUGCUACACUUCGCACGCAGACGCCGUCCUCGAGGCCCAGCUUAGCCUCCUGCGUGCCGUGGAGCGAGCCGGAAUCAAGGUCUACCACGCCCAUUCCUGGAAUGCGGACUGGACCAAGAUCCAUCACGGCGAUUUCGAGCAUUACGAUGCCUACAUUGCAUUCCGCCGACAGGCCGAGCUGACGUCACCCAUCCGGCCUGUAUAUGUCUUUACCGGGCUAGUUGGUGAAUUCGUGCUGAACGACCUCAUGGGGGUCGCGCACAUUGAAGACGACGCCGAUGGAAAGACCCUGAAGUACUGGGGAGACGGAAACGCCAAAUGGGACUUUACAUAUUUCGAGGAUGCAGCUCGGUUCAGCAUCGACCUUAUCUCGACCAACCAAUCCGUCCUGGCAGGGGAGGGUGGUUUCUUUAGCAUCCGUUCUGCCGAGGUGAGCGCCAAGGAUGUCGCAAAGGCCUACGAGACGCGCAGCGGAACAAAGUUGAGGCUGCAGUCGCUUGGGGGCGUCGAGGAACUCAGGACCUUGCUGAAGAAUGCGAGGGCUUCCACUGACCCUCGGGCGUACUUCACAUUUGCAUCCUACUACAGCCAGAUUGCAAACACUUUGGGAACGUGGAAGCUUGACAAUCCAAAGGAAGUUGGGGCAUCAGACGCCAUUGAUCGUCUUUUCAGCAACCAGAUCGAGAUCCCGAAAACGUACACUGAGUAG
Fusarium vanettenii 77-13-4 is the source of this 924-nucleotide messenger RNA. RefSeq lists its product as uncharacterized. The transcript has a single exon. NCBI's taxonomy places the organism in Eukaryota, Fungi, Ascomycota, Sordariomycetes, Hypocreales, Nectriaceae. The record is from RefSeq and is a predicted model, not a curated record. Bases 1 to 924 code for a protein of 307 amino acids.